Molecule: messenger RNA, 2124 nt
Organism: Peromyscus eremicus (cactus mouse)
Lineage: Eukaryota; Metazoa; Chordata; Mammalia; Rodentia; Cricetidae
Product: paraneoplastic antigen-like protein 6B
Exons: 2
Source: RefSeq, a predicted model, not a curated record
GUGUGUCUGUGCUCCAGCGCCACCAUACCCCCGCCCCAAGUCCGCACUGCAGAGAGUAGUGUUAAGCUUGCGCCCACACUGUUCUUCGUGAGUGCGCAACUAUAAGGCUAGAGAGAGCAAGGGAGCUGGCUGGCGAGAGAACCUGGAGAGCAGCCCGGGGAAUCCUUGCUGUGAGGCCGAAGGAGGAAGGAUCCUGCUCCUAGGAGGCUGUGGAGACCUAGACUGGUCUCUAAGUAAGUCCUAGCCUAGGCUCCUGUCCCAACCUGACCUGCUUCUGGGGAAACUGUUUCCUGCUCCUAGUGUGAGCCUUGCCAAAAUUUCAGGUUAUGGCGGUGGAGAUGCUACAGGACUGGUGCAGGUGGAUGGGUGUCAGCGCUCGUAGGGGCCUGCUUAUCCUAGGCAUCCUGGAGGACUGCAGUGAAGCUGAAUUCCAAGAGUCCCUGGAGGCUGCCCUGUGGCCCAUGGGCCACUUUAUUGUGCUGGGCAAAGUAUUUCGUGAAGAGGAUAAUGCCACUGCAGCCCUGGUUGAGCUUGACCGGAAAGUCAACUAUGCUUUGGUCCCAAGGGAAAUCCUAGGCACUCGGGGACCCUGAAACGUGGUCUUUGUGCCCCGUUGCUCCACCGAAGAGCUUCUUGGUCGUGUUUUUCACUUCUUGGAGCAACAGGGGCAGACGGUGGAUAGUGUACCUGGAGCCCUGGGCCUGGAGCUGGACAGAGUAUGCAGGCUCCAGUCAGUUAGUCAGGCAAUCCAGCCCUGGGUGGAGACCUUGCAGUACCAGAGCUUGGGUGUGUUUUCUGGGAGGGUUCAGCCAGCCCCUGGGGAGGAAUACUUUGAGGCCUGGCUAGACCACACCACUGACAUGUUUCAGGUGUGGCAAAGGGUCCCAGAAAGGGAGAAGAGGAGACGAUUGCUGGAGGGCUUGCGGGGGACUGCCCUGUACCUUGUACAUGGGCUGUUAGCAGAGAAUCCAGCAAGGACUGCAGAGGACUGCCUAGAGGCCCUGACCCGGGUAUUUGGAGACAAUGAAUCUCAGGCCACCAUCCGAAUGAAGUGUCUGACUGCUCAACAGCAGUCAGAUGAGCAGCUCUCUGCCUUUGUGUUGAGGCUAGAAGUCCUGCUGCAGAAAGCCAUCCAGAAGGGGGCUCUAGAGAGAACCUCCACUGAUGAUAUCCGCCUGAGGCAGGUGCUCACCAGGGCUAACCUGAAUGAGCCUCUGGAUGAAGCUCUGAGGAGGCUGAGAAUGAUCGGGAGAUCUCCAACUUUCCUGGAGUUGUUGGGGCUCAUAAGGGAGACUGAGGAAUGGGAGGCAAGACUAGUCAGCAACAUGGAAGCCCAGGUGGAGAAUGAAGCUGGUGAUCUGGCUCCUGCCUGGGCUGAUGGCAGAGUCAAUGCAAAGGCAGAAGAUGAGAAUGUGGAGAAAGAGGAAGAUGAGGUGGAGGAGCAGGCAGAGGAUGAGGUUGAGGAGGAGAUAGAAGACCAUAACCCAGACCACGGCCCUGUGGACCCAAGCCAGGCAGGACCCGAAGAGCCGCCUGGGGCUCCCACUCCAGCCCAGAUGGGCAGUACUCCUAGAGAGUGCCCAGGAGGGCCUGGCUGGGUGCCGAGCAGCCUUGCCUAGGCAGGAGAACAUAAAGCAGAUGAUCUCAUCUUGUAUCAGCCUAGAAGUAUUACUGAAGGGUCAGCCCCACAGUAGAGGAGAGGGCCUGCAGAUAGCUGCUAUACCCCCUGGCCUGGGAGAUAUUAGAGAGAAAGAGUCUAUUAAAAGGAUCCUGACAGCCUGGCUCUUCUACCCAGUCAGCAUCCCCAGGCAGGCUUAUGACACUGCCUUUGGAAUCUCAUCCUUAACUGUUUUACUCACAGUGACCAGCUAUUCACUGAGUAUGCAUUUUCAUACUAGCUCUCCCAUCCAUCACACCCUAGGCAAAGUGUAUCAAUCCCAGAUAGGUGGAAGCCCUGACCCACCCAGCUAGCCACCACUAUAGUCCCAGCUUGUGCUGUGAAUUUCCAUGCCAGCCAAGGCCCCGUUUGCUCUGCUUAUGCCUCGUGUUGUGUAUUCCUGGUCAGUUUUCUUGAUAUACUUGCAGGCCAGCGACUUGCUGCUUGUUCCCUACAGAUGUGUGUGU